Messenger RNA from Callithrix jacchus (white-tufted-ear marmoset), 760 nucleotides. RefSeq names its product insulin like 3 (gene INSL3). Gene Ontology annotation, cellular component: extracellular region. The record is from RefSeq and is a predicted model, not a curated record. Gene Ontology annotation, molecular function: hormone activity; G protein-coupled receptor binding. NCBI's taxonomy places the organism in Eukaryota, Metazoa, Chordata, Mammalia, Primates, Cebidae. Gene Ontology annotation, biological process: adenylate cyclase-inhibiting G protein-coupled receptor signaling pathway.
CACCACCAUGGAUCCCCGACUGCCUGCCUGGGCGCUGGUGCUGCUGGGCCCCGCCCUGGUGUUCGCGUUGGGCCCCGCGCCCACCCCAGAGAUGCGUGAGAAACUGUGCGGCCACCACUUCGUGCGCGCGCUGGUGCGCGUGUGCGGGGGCCCCCUCUGGUCCACGGAGGCCAGGAGGCCUGUGGCAGCCGGCGACGGUGAACUGCUGCAGUGGCUGGAGAGACGACAUCUACUCUAUGGACUGGUGGCCAACAGUGAGCCUGCGCCGGGAGGACCUGGACUGCAGCCCAUGCCCCAGACUUCUCACCAUCAUCGCCACCGCCGUGCAGCUGCCAGCAACCCUGCACGCUACUGUUGCCUCAGUGGCUGUAGCCAACAAGACCUGCUGACCCUCUGUCCCUGAUGAUUCCUCCUUGGGUGCAGCCUCAGAGUGGCCUAAGGCCCCGAGGGGUCUGGUCUGCUGAGCUCCUAAGACCACACAGCACCAUAAAGUCCCACAUCUGCAGGAACAUCGUUGAUUACCUCCGGGGACGAGAUGCUCACUAUCUACCCCACACCAAUGCCACCUGCAGCCUGUGGCGUCAACUGUAGAAUAAAUCAUACCGUAGCUCUGGCCUGGGGGAUCCCCGCUUUCACAGAUGCUGGACACUGAGAGCCAAAUGUCCUCACUCCGGAGGAGCCUGAUGCUCUGCUCCCUGCAUGUGUAACACCCCUUCCUGCUGUCUCCUAGUAAAUAAACAACGCGAAGCAGCUUUCUGCA